This is a messenger RNA of Lithohypha guttulata, 885 nucleotides long. RefSeq lists its product as uncharacterized. The transcript is spliced from 5 exons. The record is from RefSeq and is a predicted model, not a curated record. Gene Ontology annotation, cellular component: intracellular anatomical structure. The coding region runs from base 1 to 885 and encodes 294 amino acids. NCBI's taxonomy places the organism in Eukaryota, Fungi, Ascomycota, Eurotiomycetes, Chaetothyriales, Trichomeriaceae. Gene Ontology annotation, molecular function: oxidoreductase activity, acting on NAD(P)H, oxygen as acceptor.
AUGCCUCCGUGCGUCUCACGUGCUGCUCUCCUACGUGGUUGUUUGGUGGCCAAGCCCAGGAUUCAACUCCAAAGAUAUGCUCACAGUUCUCCCAGAACUCUGCCUUGCUUUUCUUUGGAAGGUAGGACAUGUGUUGUCACGGGAGCCUCACAAGGCCUCGGAGCUCAAAUCCUAGCAGCAUUCGCUCUCUCCGGCGCCAACGGAGCCGUCGUCGACCUAUCACAAGAAACCGCCAACAAAGCAGUUAGCGACCUAAAGGAUGAAGCCAAGCGCGCCGGCCUCCCCGAACCAAAACUCCUCGGCUACGAAUGUGACACCUCGGACAAAGACAAGGUCGUCAAGACCUUUGACCAGAUCGUCAAGGAUUUCGGCAAAGUCGACGUUAUGGUUACGAAUGCCGGGAUCGCUAGUGGUACUCCGGCGGAAGACUACGAGCUCGAUGAGUGGAAGAAGAUGCUGGACGUUAAUGUCAGUGGUGCGUUUUUGUUCGCUCAGGCUGCGGGUAGGCAUAUGAUUAGCCAGAAGAUUAAGGGGAGCAUUAUCAUGGUCAGUUCCAUGUCAGGUUCAAUUGUGAAUAGGCCGCAGAAACAGAGUGCUUAUAAUGUGUCCAAAGCUGCAGUCUCACAUCUGAUGCGUUCCCUGGCAAGCGAGUGGGGAGAACAUGGUAUUCGCGUCAACGCCCUUUCGCCAGGCUAUAUCCAGACCGCGAAGAACGAAGGUCCGGAGAUGAAGGAGUUGAGCAAAGGCUGGGUAGAGAUGAUUCCCUUACAUCGCAUUGCGACGCCGGACGAAUUCAGAGGCACCGUCGUAUGGAUGGCGUCCGAUGCAUCCAGUUACAUGACUGGCGCAGACAUUAUUGUCGAUGGAGGGUAUACUAUAUGGUAA